UGAAUGGGAUGCCAGCCAGUCAGAUGUCCACUCCUCAUUCGGGAAAAUCUCCCAGCCCCUCCCCAACCAGCCCCGGCAGCCUCAGCAGACGCAGAGGAUCCCAGGGUUCUUCCACCUCUCUGUCUUCCGCUCAAGUUACCAGCCCUGUGGAAGAUUGUGAUAGACUCAUCACCGAAGCUGAGGUUUUGAUGGAUGAUGUUCCGGCUGUGCCAUCCUACAUAUCAGACCGCUACAAGGUGGGGCGGAUGUUAGGGGAUGGAAACUUUGCAGUCGUCCGGGAAUGUGUGGAACUCUCUACAGGACGCGAGUAUGCUCUGAAGAUCAUAAACAAGGGCAAAUGCAGGGGCAAGGAGCACAUGAUCCAGAACGAGGUAGCCAUCCUCCGUAGAGUCAAGCAUCCAAAUAUUGUCUUGCUCAUUGAGGAGGUGGACACCUACAGUGAACUUUACCUGGUCAUGGAGCUGGUGAAGGGGGGAGAUCUGUUUGACGCCAUCACCUCUGCCAACAGAUACACAGAGAGAGAUGCCAGCGGCAUGCUUUACAACCUAGCCAAUGCCAUCAAAUACCUCCACAGUCUCAACAUUGUGCACAGAGACAUCAAACCAGAAAACCUACUGGUUUACGAGCAUGCCGAUGGCAGCAAGAGCCUGAAAUUGGGAGACUUUGGUUUAGCGACUGUGGUUGAUGGACCCCUCUACACUGUCUGUGGAACCCCAACAUAUGUAGCACCUGAAAUCAUUGCAGAAACUGGGUAUGGCCUCAAAGUGGACAUCUGGGCAGCUGGAGUCAUCACCUACAUCCUGCUGUGUGGUUUCCCGCCAUUUCGAGGGAGCAGUGAUGAUCAGGAAGCACUUUUUGAUCAGAUUCUGAUGGGACAGCUGGAGUUUCCUCUUCCAUACUGGGACAACGUGUCAGAGACAGCUAAGGAACUCAUUCGAUCUAUGCUGGAGGUGGAGAUGGAUCAGAGGUACAACGCCCUCCAGGUGUUGGAACACCCCUGGGUCACUGAUGAAGGUCUGUGUGAGAACGAGCAUCAGCUGUCAGUAGCGGGAAAGAUAAAGAAACACUUCAACACCAGUCCGAGGGUCAAUGACACCACCGCUGGAGUGUCAGUCAUUUCUCUGGAUGACAGCUUUUCUAUGCAGAGAUCUGGGUCGUUGGAUUUCUACCAGCACCCCACCAUGUACUGGAUAAGUAUGUCCUCCUGUGCUUCCCUCUACCAGGCCACCUCUCUUGAUAAGGAGGGGCAGGUUCUCAGACGAGGACGCCACCCGGAUGUGAAGCCGCCGCCUUUGCAGAUGAUCCAGACUGUAAAAACAGAAGUAAAAACAAACACACACUGGGCAGAGCCUCCUUGUUGCCUCCCUGGCCUGCCCAUGUCCCCAUUCUCUCUGACCCCUAACACAUGCUCUGACCCCUCUCCGGACUCCAGUCCCAAAUCGGACUCCGAUGACAUCUCCAUCAGCUCAGUCAGCACCAUCUGUUCCCCCACCUCACCCUUC
This is a messenger RNA of Menidia menidia (Atlantic silverside), 1502 nucleotides long. The record is from the annotation of a GenBank genome assembly. Lineage: Eukaryota; Metazoa; Chordata; Actinopteri; Atheriniformes; Atherinopsidae.